AUGGGUUUCACGACUGGCCUCCUCGGCGGCUUCACUCUAACAACCACUCUAAUCUACCUAAGCAUAACCCUCCACACCCGCAACCGCAUCCAACAAGCCGCCCUCCUCCACCAACAAAGCUUCGUCCUGAACAACCUCGUCGAGCCCGCUCCCGCAUCACCGGAACCCACAGCCCGAGAAGUGCCGGCGGGAUUGUGGGAGACCGCGAAGGAUAAAUGGAAUUCUGAGCUCGAGCGGGGGGUGAAGAGGAUCUGGAGUACGGAUUGGGAUGGUGCGAGGGAUCAGGUAGAGGAGGGCGUGAGCAGUGUGUGGAGGAGGACGUUUGCUGCGGCGAGAGAGAAGGCGGAUGAGGUGACGAAGUGA
Molecule: messenger RNA, 363 nt
Organism: Recurvomyces mirabilis
Lineage: Eukaryota; Fungi; Ascomycota; Dothideomycetes; Mycosphaerellales; Teratosphaeriaceae
Exons: 2
Coding region: 1-363 (120 amino acids)
Biological process (GO): cristae formation
Cellular component (GO): MICOS complex; mitochondrial crista junction
Source: RefSeq, a predicted model, not a curated record